Cooperia oncophora is the source of this 957-nucleotide messenger RNA. NCBI's taxonomy places the organism in Eukaryota, Metazoa, Nematoda, Chromadorea, Rhabditida, Trichostrongylidae. The record is from the annotation of a GenBank genome assembly.
AUGACCAAAGAAGAAGAUAAGUGGCGGUCACAGGCCAUCCAAAAGUUAUGGGAUGAGAGAAAGAAAAUGGGUCAUACCCCAUUGGUGAAAUUCCAGCCCAAAGGUCUCCCAAAUGUUGAUAUUUUCUUCAAAAACGAAACGGCCUCGAAAACACUGACGUUGAAGCAUCGAUUCUCCUGGGCGCUGGUAGCGUGGGCCAUUAUUGAGGGAAAGGUACACAAAAACUCUACCGUAUACGACUCAACAUCUGGAAACACAGGAGCCAGCGAGGCGUAUAUGUGCACACUGGUUGGGCUACCGUACAUCGCUGUUGUGGACGUUUCGUUGAGGAAUUUCCAUGCUGAAGAUCAGGCUAAAAAGAACAAAGGAUUCUUCCUCAAUCAGUUUGGUAAUGCGCAAGAAGCUGAAGAAUUUCACGAAAGUGGUGGUAAUCCUCAUGAAAGUACAAAUAUGUUCCAUGAGGUUUUGCUGCAAUUGAAAGAGGACAAAAAACAGAAGAAGAAAGUUCCCGACUACUUUGUGCACAGCUCUGGCACAGGAGGAACGAUCACAUCAGUUGGGCGAUAUGUGAGAAGAUACAAUUUGCCAACGAUCAUUGUGCUCUCUGAUUCUGAAUAUUCACUUUUCUAUGACUACGUCAUUUCCAACAGAUUCACCAACGAAUCCGGCACGAAGUAUUGGAAACCACCUGGAGUUUCUGGAAUUGGUUACGGUUAUAACGUGAAACCAAUUAUCUACAGAGAAAUAGCAACAAGCUUGAAUCCAAAUGUUAUCGAUGAAGCAAUGAAAAUGCCCGAUAUCGCUUCCGCAGCAGCGAUGCAUGUCCUCAGAGAACGAGGUGUCGGCGGUGGAGCAUCAACUGGACUCAAUUUCCUCGUUUCGCUUCACAAAGCCAUUCAAUCGAAGAAAAGCAAAGACGCCAAAGAUCGUCUCACAAUCGUGACUGUCAUCUUGUGA